Spodoptera frugiperda (fall armyworm) is the source of this 1797-nucleotide messenger RNA. Its product is annotated as lipase 1. Gene Ontology annotation, biological process: lipid metabolic process. The coding region runs from base 40 to 1314 and encodes 424 amino acids. The transcript is spliced from 5 exons. The record is from RefSeq and is a predicted model, not a curated record. NCBI's taxonomy places the organism in Eukaryota, Metazoa, Arthropoda, Insecta, Lepidoptera, Noctuidae. Gene Ontology annotation, molecular function: hydrolase activity, acting on ester bonds.
CGCAAUUUAAAUUCAUCAGUGGAUCACUAACGUGCAAAAAUGGUGCUGAAAAUUGUACUUUUCGUCGCGUUAGCGGUUACCGCUACGGCCCGUAGGCCCCCAAAUGCCAAUUAUGCUGAAGGGCUCCUGAAAAAUUCGCCUGCUUCGCGUAUGUCCAGUGAUAUUGAAGAGGACAUCAAUUUAGAUGCGCCCGGCCUUGUAGCAAAAUAUGGCUAUCCCAUCGAAGUGCACAACGUCAUCACCUCCGACGGCUACAUCCUAGAGAUGCACAGGAUCCCCCAUGGCAGGGACCAGAACAACACUCCCGACCCCAAGAAGAUCCCUGUGCUUGUUAUGCACGGUCUUCUGUCUUCUUCUGCUGACUUCAUCGUUUUGGGACCCGGCAGCGCUUUAGCCUACCUGCUCGCUGAAGCCGGUUACGACGUAUGGCUAGGCAAUGCCCGUGGUAACUUCUACUCCCGCAAACACAGAACCCUGAACCCAGACAGCACCAUCAACCACAACUUCUGGAGAUUCAGUUGGGAUGAAAUCGGUAACAUCGACCUCGCUGCUUUCGUAGACUUCAUCUUGGAGAGAACUGGUCAUGAGAAACUCCACUACAUCGGCCAUUCUCAGGGCGGAACCACCUUCCUGGUGUUGAACUCUUUGAAACCCCAAUACAAUGACAAGUUCAUCAGCUUCCAAGGGUUAGCUCCUGCUUCCUACUUCGAACACAACGAGGUGGAACUAUUCCUCAGCUUGGCUCCUCAUGAAGCAACCAUUGAGACUACCGCCUUCCUCCUAGGCCAGCCUGAGGUCUUCGGUAACCGAGAUUUCGUGAGCUGGAUUAGAUCAACUUUCUGCAAUGGAAUGCCUAAUCUCAUGGCUGAACUCUGUGAUAUGGAAUUCGACAACAUUCUCGACCCUGAACAUUACAAUGCUACCAUGAUCCCACUGUUCUUGUCGCACGCACCAGCUGGUGCCUCCGUGCGCCAAGUCGCCCACUACGGUCAAACCAUCCGCUUCAACGCUUUCCGUCGCUACAAUCACAAUCCUAUCACCAACUUGGCAACAUACGGCAAUGCGAACCCUCCAGCCUACGACCUCUCCAAGGUCACCGUCCCCUCCUACCUCCACUACGGCCAGAAUGACAAAGAAGUUAAUUACAAGGACCUCAUGACUCUUGCAGCGAAUUUGCCCAAUGUUGUCGGUACGUACAAAGUUGAGAGAGAUACUUUCAACCACUACGAUUUCAUUUGGGGCAAGGAUGUGAGAGACGAGCUGUACGAAAGGACCCUGAUCCCCCUGAUGAAGGAGGCUGAGAGCAAACUAUGAUUCCGACGCUACUUGUAAAUAGUGUAAAUAUGAUUGUGAUAUAAGGAUUCCGAUUUAAGAUUUGUUUUAUUUAUUGUCCUUCUUAAAUAAGAAGAGUUCUUGAAUGGAGACAGUGAACUUGUAGAUAUUAAUAAUGAUGGCUUGACGUGUGUGAUUAAUGUUUUUUGUCAAGUCGUUAUUCAAAAUCAAAAGAGUUAUUUGUAAGAGCGGCUUCAAAUUAAGCGUUUGAACAGCGUGGGCGUUCGCGUCGCGCAGAAGCCACGUUGGCGUUAUAGCGGCGUCAGAACAAGAGUAAAUGCAAUGCAUUAUCCUACGUUGGACAAACGCUCAAUUUGGAGGCGCUCUUAAAUGUCCUGUUAAAUUACAAUUUAGACAGCGGUGGAGUUGUACAUGGACCUUGGUCCAUUAUUUUCCUGUGGAUAUAAAUAUGGUAAAUGUAUUAACUUCGCAAUGUUUGUAAUUACACUGAUUAAUGAUUACUGA